Molecule: messenger RNA, 1308 nt
Organism: Mercenaria mercenaria
Lineage: Eukaryota; Metazoa; Mollusca; Bivalvia; Venerida; Veneridae
Product: guanylate-binding protein 1-like
Exons: 7
Coding region: 1-1308 (435 amino acids)
Molecular function (GO): GTP binding; GTPase activity
Source: RefSeq, a predicted model, not a curated record
AUGGCUGAGGGGACAGAUUCAGAGUUUUCAAUUUGUAAAGACAGCUUACAUGACAGAAAUGUAGAUUUACAAUCAGAUUGCGUUUGUGACGAUAUUCAUGUGAAUAUUCCAACUUCUGAAUUUUCAAAAGGAUGUACACUAGAAGAAAGGUUUGAAAAACUACCUAUUUUCAACGAACCGGUUCGCCUAAUACACACCGAUUCCUGUGGAAAACUUACAGUUGACGAAAGUGUACUUUCGCAACUUAGUCUCAUAGAUGUUCCGUUAAAUGUUGUUGCUGUAUGUGGCUUGUAUAGGACUGGAAAAUCCUAUUUGAUGAAUCGUCUUGCUGGUGCAAGAACAGGAUUUUCACUUGGUGCUACGACCAAAUCACACACCAAAGGUAUCUGGGCUUGGUGCAAAAUACAUCCGACUCAAGAUGAACAAGUUUUACUCUUGUUAGAUACUGAAGGAUUAGCAGACAUCAAAAAGGGAGAUACUAACCACGACAAUCAUUUAUUCGGCCUUGCACUUUUGCUGUCGAGUACAUUGAUAUACAACAUGAUUGGAGUUUUUAACCAGGAAGCUUUAGAAAAGCUAACAUUCAUUACAAGACUGUCAACGGAAGUCCAGGUUAUGGGUGAUCGCCGAAGCGGUAUGAGUGAUGAUAGUCUAAUCUGUGCUAUUUCACCAUUUUUCAUCUUGUGUUUGAGAGACUUUUUUCUAGAUAUUGAAGUCGAAGAUGAUGAUAAGCAGCCAAGUCCCGACGAAUAUUUCGAACAUUGCCUUGAGACAGAUAGUCAUGCAGGAUGCGAAUCAUACAACAUGACUAGAGAAGGCAUUGCAAAAUACUUCCCAAACAGAAAAUGCUUCACGUUAUCCCAACCCGCUCUUAAGAAAAAGCUAAAACAGAUAGAGGAAUUAGAUGACAAAGACCUAGAUGAAGACUUUGUCUCUGAAGUGGAUGAAAUGCGAGACUUUGUAUAUGAACAGAAACAUAAAUAUCUGGAUGCGGUAACCGGUAUUCCUGUUAACGGUUCUGUAUUUGCCUCGAUAACAUCGACGUACGUUGAAACACUAAGGGGAGGCUCGCCACUUACUUAUCAAGAUGCAUUUGCACAAGUCGCAUUUCGCCACAACAGCAACCUUGUUGAAACAUUAGUUCAAGAGUUCAGUAAGGAUAUGGACGAACUGAAACUUCCAGUUAAACGUAAACUGGUUUUACAGGACAAGUAUGGCUACCAACAGAAUAAAACACUAUCAAAAUUCAGGCAGGACGCUUACCCGUAUUGCCAAGAGGAUUUUGAGGAACAAAUCAUGGUAAUGUAG